Messenger RNA from Microdochium trichocladiopsis, 1247 nucleotides. RefSeq names its product mitochondrial carrier domain-containing protein. Gene Ontology annotation, molecular function: S-adenosyl-L-methionine transmembrane transporter activity. The transcript is spliced from 2 exons. Gene Ontology annotation, cellular component: mitochondrial inner membrane. NCBI's taxonomy places the organism in Eukaryota, Fungi, Ascomycota, Sordariomycetes, Xylariales, Microdochiaceae. Bases 148 to 1188 code for a protein of 346 amino acids. The record is from RefSeq and is a predicted model, not a curated record.
UCCAUCUCGAUAGAGAGCCCGCACUUGUGCCAGCGCGCGUAUCACAUUUGCAAUAAUCUCUGCCUGUAUCUGCAUGGCCUUUAUAUCUAUCACACCUUUGCGUAACCUAGCUGGACCUGAUAGACUACUCUCCUCCCAACCGCAACCAUGAGUGGGAAUCCCCACGUUGACGUCAUGCUCGCCGGAGCCGCAGCAGCAUUCACAGUCGACCUGCUCAUCUACCCUCUCGACACGCUCAAGACGCGCCAGCAGAGCCGGGACUUCCUCAAGACCUUUGCCGACCCGGGCACCUCGACCAAGCUGCCCUCGCGCCAGCUCUUCCGCGGGCUUUACCAGGGCAUCGGCAUCGUCGUUGUCGCCACGCUGCCCGCGGCGGGGACCUUCUUCCUCACCUACGAGGCCGCCAAGCGCGUCAUCGGCAGGCACACCUCUGGGCUCGGGCUGCCGCAGCCUGCCGUGCACUCGCUCGCGUCGUCCAUGGCCGAGUGCGCAUCCUGUCUGGUCCUCACGCCGGCAGAGGUGAUCAAGCAGAAUGCGCAGAUGAUCCAGAGCAAAAGCGGCGGCACAAAUGCGAAAGGUGCUGGUGGUGGCGGCGCCGCCCCAUCGUCAUCGCCAAUAUCAUCAUCUACUUCCCUCGCCGCGCUCAAGCAGCUGUCUCGCGGUAGGGGAGUCACCAGCAACUUGCUCUCCGGGUACACGGCCCUCGUCGCGCGCAACCUGCCCUUCACGGCCAUCCAGUUCCCCAUCUUUGAGCACAUCCGGCAGAGGAUAUGGGACGAGCGUCUGGGCAAGUCCGGGACGCUUCUCGAGACGGGCGUCGUCACGGGCGUGAGCGCCGGGCUGGCCGGCAGCUUUGCCGCGGUGGUGACUACGCCGAUGGACGUGGUCAAGACGCGCAUGAUGCUGAGCGUGAAUUCUGAUAACCCUCAGGGGCAGGCUGCUCCGGCACCAAACUUGUCGUCGUCGUCGUCGUCGUCAGCCUCAAAGCCUCAGCAGGAGAAAAAGGGCGGCCUUGCAAUCACUCGCCAGGUCAUUGCGGAGAGGGGUAUCGCCGGCUUGUUUCGCGGCUCGCUAAUCCGUGCCGUCUGGACCGCCGUGGGAAGCGGGUUGUACCUAGGCAUGUAUGAGGUCUCCAAGGUAUGGCUGACACGCGAUGGCAAGGAGCUCGAAGGGGAGGGCUUCCCUUGAGUCGACUGCGCGUGUUAUCGGUGGAAAGCCCAAUGUACAAGUUAGAGCUGUAAAUAUAG